Lottia gigantea (owl limpet) is the source of this 894-nucleotide messenger RNA. RefSeq lists its product as hypothetical. The record is from RefSeq and is a predicted model, not a curated record. The annotation marks the transcript as partial. Lineage: Eukaryota; Metazoa; Mollusca; Gastropoda; Lottiidae. The transcript is spliced from 8 exons.
UUACCACCUGAAAUUUUAAGAAAAAGAGAAUUAAAAUGGCUAGACAUGAUGGAAAAUUGGGAGAAAUGGAUGAGUAAAAGAUUUAAAAAGGUUAAAGAUAGAUGUAGAAAGGGCAUACCAUCAUCUAUAAGACCUAGAGCUUGGCAAUAUUUAUGUGGUAGUAAAUUUAUGCUAGAUCACAAUAGAGGUCGUUAUGAUCAUUAUUUAAGUUUACCAGGUGACCCUAAAUGUCUUGAUGAUAUUCAGAAAGAUUUAGAUCGACAAUUUCCUCAACAUGAAAUGUUUAAAAAUAAAGAUGGCUAUGGACAAGAAGAUUUAUUUUUUGUAUUAAAAGCCUACAGUAUACAUAGACCAGAAGAAGGAUAUUGUCAAGCUCAGGCUCCAUUGGCAGCUUUAUUAUUAAUGCACAUGCCUGCUGAACAGGCAUUCUGGUGUCUUGUAUCAUUAUGUGAUAAAUAUCUCCCUGGCUACUAUAGUCCAGGAUUGGAGGCUGUUCAGUUAGAUGGUGAAGUUUUAUAUGGUUUAAUCAAACGAACCUACCCACCUAUUUACAAAUUACUGAAAAAGCAGCGUGUUGAACCUAUUAUGUAUAUGACUGAAUGGUUUAUGUGUGUUUAUACCAGAUCCUUACCAUGGAGCUCUGUGUUAAGAAUAUGGGAUGUAUUUUUCUGUGAAGGAGUAAAAAUUUUAUUUCGUGUGGCAUUAGUUUUAUUUAAAGUUGCACUUGGUUCAUCAGAGAAAAUAGCUGAAUGUCCAAGUUUUUAUGAAACAAUGGAAAAAUUACGAAACAUUCCAGCAUCAGAACUUGAAGAAGAUGUUAUUAUGAGAGAGUUAACAAAGUUGAGUAUUACAGAAAGAGAAAUGGAGAGAGAACAUCAAAAACAACUGGCAAAA